Messenger RNA from Gambusia affinis (western mosquitofish), 6788 nucleotides. RefSeq names its product syntaxin-binding protein 5-like. Gene Ontology annotation, molecular function: syntaxin binding; myosin II binding; GTPase activator activity. Gene Ontology annotation, cellular component: plasma membrane; SNARE complex; cytoplasm. The record is from RefSeq and is a predicted model, not a curated record. NCBI's taxonomy places the organism in Eukaryota, Metazoa, Chordata, Actinopteri, Cyprinodontiformes, Poeciliidae. Gene Ontology annotation, biological process: regulation of protein secretion; regulation of exocytosis. Bases 27 to 3635 code for a protein of 1202 amino acids. The transcript is spliced from 29 exons.
UACGGCAUGGAUUCCCAUACCAACCCAUGUCUUUGGCCUUUGACCCCGUGCAGAAGAUUCUGGCCAUUGGUUCAAGAUCAGGUGGUGUACGAAUACUGGGCCGACCAGGGGUGGACUGCUACUGUCAACAUGAGAGCGGAGCAGCUGUUCUUCAACUUCAGUUCCUCAUCAAUGAGGGGGCGCUGGUUACAGCCUGUGCAGAUGACACACUACACCUGUGGAAUCUGCGCCAGAGACGACCAGCAGUCUUGCAUUCACUCAAAUUCAACAGAGAGAGGAUCACCUUUUGCCACCUGCCCUUUCAGAGUAAAUGGCUGUAUGUGGGGACGGAGCGUGGGAACACACACAUCGUCAACAUUGAGUCUUUUAUUUUGUCUGGAUAUGUUAUCAUGUGGAACAAGGCCAUAGAACUGUCAACUAAAACUCACCCAGGUCCUGUAGUUCAUCUGAGUGACAGCCCAAAGGACGAAGGCAAGUUGCUUAUAGGAUUUGAGGGUGGAACCAUUGUGCAGUGGGACCUCCGGGCCAAGAAGGCUGACUUCAGAAUCUACUAUGAUGAGGCUAUCCAUUCAGCCAGUUGGCAUCAUGAAGGGAAGCAGUUUAUGUGCAGUCACUCGGAUGGCAGCCUGACGCUAUGGAACCUCAGAAACACUACCAAGCCAUUCCAGGUCACCUUCCCUCACGGAAAGAUACAGAAGGAUGGGAGAAAGGAGUCAUGCAAACCUAUACUCAAAGUAGAGUACAAGACCUCAAGGAGCAGUGAGCCUUUUGUUAUCUUCUCUGGUGGUCUUUCAUACGACAAAGCAGGACGGCGACCAGCUUUAACCAUCAUGCAUGGCAAGGCCAUCACGGUUCUAGAAAUGGACCAUCCUAUUGUAGAGUUCAUGGUCCUCUGCGAAACUCCAUAUAACAACGAAGUCCAGGACCCUUAUGCAGUGGUGGUACUGUUGGAGAAGGACUUGAUUGUGGUGGAUCUGACACAAAGCAACUUUCCUGUGUUUGAAAACCCAUAUCCCAUGGAUAUCCAUGAGUCUCCUGUUACCUGCACAGCUUAUUUUGCAGAUUGUCCACCAGACAUGAUUCCCAUUCUCUAUUCAAUAGGAGCUAAAAACAAGAAGACUGGCUAUAGUCACAAGGAAUGGCCAAUUGGUGGUGGAACAUGGACAUUAGGCUCUCACACUUAUUCAGAAAUCAUCAUCACAGGACAUGCUGAUGGGUCAAUAAAAUUUUGGGAUGCAUCUGCAUUCACACUGCAGAUGUUGUACAAGCUGAAGACCUCCAAAGUGUUUGAGAAGCCAAAGCAAGGUGAGGGCCGGGCUGCUGAGCUGGGGGAGGAAGACCCUUUUGCUGUUCAGAUGGUUAGCUGGUGCCCUCAUAGUCGCAUCUUCUGUGUGGUCGGCAUCUCGGCUCACAUUAUUCUGUAUCGCUUCAGCAAAUAUGAUGCCAACACUCAGAUAGUGUCCUUAGAAGUACGCUUGCAGUGUGAGCCGGAGGAUAUUAUCACUCCAUCUGAGAAUGAAAACAAUCCCUGCUUCUCAGAGCCAGGCUCCCACUCACCCCAACCCCACCACCAAUACCCGCUUAGCCCUGACAGCAGGACACCAGACGGUGCUAGAGACAGCAUCCCCUGCCUCAAAGUAAAGGACAAGACGGUCCGGGUCCCUCCUGGCUAUCAGUCAGACUUGGUCAUCCAGCUGCUGUGGGUGGAUGGUGAACCGCCACAGCAAAUCACCAGUCUGGACCUCAAUUCUGCAUAUGGGCUAUUGGCGUUUGGGAACUGUAAUGGUCUUGCAGUGGUUGACUACUUACAAAAAACUGUUAUAUUGUGUAUUUCGACACUGGAUCUAUACGGAGCCACCGAUCCCUAUCAGCGCCUUACUCGUUCCCCCCGUAGGAACAGGCAGUCCACCUCAGAGCAUUGCAUGCGCGGCCUGUCUAACUUUUAUUCAGAUUCAAAGAAAAGGAUCCGUACAUCCUAUCAGAGCCUUACUGAACUCACUGACAACCAGCAGUCCAUAGACAUGGAAAAAAGCAAGUCACCCACUUCAGUUCAUUACCCAACCUCCCUUCACAAUGAUCCACGCAUCCUGCCAGAGCCUGUGGCCAGUCUGAGAGCCAGCCACUGCAGUCCAGUCUUUUACUUACUGGACAAUGUAAAGGGACCCGGCAGAAAGUUAAGUCUGCCCACAGAUCUUAAGACUGAUCUUGAUCAUGUCAAUGGACAUUGCACUAGUCCCACCUCUCAGCCCUGCUCGGCGGGGAAACCUCGCAUUCCAAUGGGUCCCGAAGGGCCACGGCUAACCCGCAGAGGCCCUGGCCGACCACCCUUCCGAAAGGCCCAGUCUGCUGCUUGCAUGGAGAUCUCUUUGCCUGUGUCCCACACUGAAGGGCAUGCAUCAAGGAGGGCAAUGCUUCAGCAGUUACAUGGAGUCACUAUGUACUCCCAUGACGAGCACCACACCACCGCCGCAUACUGCUGGAACGAGAGAGAGAGUCGUGAAAACUCCUUCAGCCGCUCUCGCAGUUCCAGCGUGUCUAGCAUUGACAGGGACACCAAAGAAGCUAUCACCACACUGCAGUUUGGAGAAUCCUAUGGACGCAAGAGUGAUGCCCUGCCUACACCAUGUCUGUGGGUAGGGACUAGCUUAGGAGUGGUCAUCCUUAUCCCACUAUCAAUCCCCACUGACCACGAGGAGAGGAUGGAGGACCCUGUCACUGUUGGCCCUAGUGGAGCAGUCCAAAUGCUAAAAGGCUCUGUGCUUCGCUUUGGUUUCUUGGACUGCAAUGGAGCCCUAAUUCAGAGCCCAUAUGAGGUUUGGCGGGACCUGAAUGCCCCAGAGGACCCUGACAGACCACGGAGGCGCAAGCUGGUCCACUUUUCCCCGUCCUCUUCCCAGGAUGCCUUUGGAGAGGGACAUUUGGCCAUAGUUUGCUCUGAGAGGCAGGCCAAAGUCUUCUUGAUGCCCUCUCAGUCUUGCCUCUUUGUCCACAACAUCACAGAGUCAUCCUUUGUGCUUCGAGCUGAUGUGAUAUCUCUGUGCAACAGUGUGUGCCUGGCCUGCUUCUGUGCUAACGGGCACGUCAUGACACUCAGUUUGCCCAGCUUAAGACCGCUGAUGGAUGUCAAUUACCUGCCUCUGACAGACAUGCGCAUAGCAAGAACCUUUUGUUUCACCAAUGAGGGGCAGGCACUGUAUCUCAGCUCCCCGACAGAAAUCCAGAGAAUUACAUACAGCCAGGAAAUGUGUGACAACCUGCAGGAAAUGCUUGGGGAACUGUUUACUCCAAUAGAAACACCAGAAGCUCAAAACAGAGGAUUUUUAAAGGGCUUCUUUGGAGGAAACGCCCAUACUUUUGACAGAGAGGAGCUUUUUGGUGAGGCGGCAGCUGGGAAGGCUUCUCGGAGUCUGGCACAGCACAUCCCCGGUCAGGGAGGUGUAGAAGGCAUGAAGGUGGCAGCGAGUGGAGUAGUGGGGGAGCUGGCACGGGCUCGUAUUGCUCUGGAUGAGAGAGGCCAGAGGCUGGGGGAGCUGGAGGACCGGACCGCUCUGAUGAUGACCAGUGCAGAAACUUUCUCCAAACAUGCUCAUGAGCUGAUGCUGAAGUGUAAGGACAAGAAGUGGUACCAGUUCUAACAUCGGGAUGGCGGGAUGAGGCUGCCACUGGCCUAUCAAGAACUUCAUGCUGCGACUGGAUUUUCACAUGUGAAAUGAAAGCAAUCAGAAGAGACAGAAGAGUGACUUUGUCUUUACAGCUUUUAGAACCAGCUGUGUGUACGUCAGUGUCACUUUGCUGAAGGACGAGGGCAGGUUUAUUCCUCGUCUAGACAGGAGGUAAUACAGACAGUUGGGGACAGUUUGACGGUCUAAAGAAAGAACUUGAAAUAUCCAACAAUUUGGUGUGAAUGUGUGUACGCGUGUUUGUCUGAGUGUGAGCUUGUAUGGUUGGGUUUUCUGGAUCUUAUUGUGUAGAUACUCAAAAGUUAUGAAACCAACAAGAAAUGCAUGAAACAGCAAUGGAUGAGUAUUAAAAAUAUCCAACUGCCAUAUUAAAAAGCAGCAUGCUAAUUUAAGAGGAGAUUUAAAAUGAUUUAAAAAAAUAACUUUUAUUUAUGAUGUAAGCCAACGACAGAAACUAUGAAAAACUUUAUAUUUUUGAGAUACUGGCAAAAAAAAAAACAACUAUAUCUAAAAAGGGAAUCAUAUAACUGCAUUGCUAUUAAGCCAAAACUUGUGUUACUUUCCUUUUUUUAAUUUUCAUUUAUGGUUAAUUUUAUUAGAAUUUUUAUUAGUCUAAGCAAAUAUUACUUAAUACAAUAUAAAUGCACAUAAAUAACUAUCUACACAGACUUGGAAUAAUGUAAUAUUCAACUUUUCUUCUAACUUCAUUUACUCUGGGCUGCACAAUGCAAAUUUAAAUAAGUAGUAAUAACACUUAACUCUGCAAAGUCUGAUCACCCUAGUGUGUUUUCACUGUUUGAGCUGCUGCUAUACUCAAAUACAUUGGAUGACAACGAGGGACAACUCCAUACUCAAUAGUUGUGUAAAAACAGCAACUGAAGUGACAUAGAUGAGGACAGUGUAUUCUGAAUCGUGUGUUUAUAUCUGUUGUACAAACCUAUAUACAAUUUGUGUGCCAUAAAAAGAAAGUAGGAGGAAUCUUUUCACUGGAAGCUUAAGCAAGACGAGGUCAUUAGUGGGAGCGAGAGAUCUUAAAGAAUUACACAUGAAGUUUGUCGUAGAGGGCAUAUCAAAAUCCAUUUUCCUUAUUCUUUAAACAGCAUGUAUAAGGGCAAUGGAGGUUUUUGAAAUGGGUGAAUUUGCAGGCCUGCAUCCUGUUGAAGGGUCGCACUAGCACUUAGGAGGAAAAACUAUUCUCUAAUCCGUCUAUUGCAUACCAACUAGUUUUAUUAUUGCUUAUCUGCAUGUUUAUUUAAUUGGGACUCGGGAUCAACAGAGAAAAUAUGUCCUUGUAUUGUGGGUGGCGAAAGACUCUUAGGUUGGUACCUGUAUCACAACUUUUAAUUUGAUCCAAAAUGAAGAAUUUUCUUUCCUUUAAAUUAGUACUGAAUGUAUUUUGUGAUUUUUUUGUGAAGGUUUUUUUUAUCUACAGAAGAGGUAGAUUUAAGACACAUUAAAACCUUUAUUCUGUUAAAUAAAACACAAAAAUGUAAUUCUUUUUUUUUACAUUUUGGCACUGAAACAUAAGAAACUGAGGCCAGAAGGAAAGGGACCUGCGAAGGUCACCUUUCAUGCAAGUAAACAAAGGCGUUUUUUAUGUAGGUCUUUAACAGCUUCUGUUGGAUGUCAACGUUUAGCAAGCCUUUAGGGUGUGUAUGUGUGUGUGUUCAAGAAAGAUUUCAAAAAUGACUUUUUUCUGUCAAAGCAAUCAAAAAAUGUGCCCUCCCAUCUUUUCAGUGUUAAACCCAAAUAGGCAUUUACUCGCAACCUGGACGGCGUGCAUUGUGAUUUUCAAUUUUUCCGAUAAAAAGUAAGUUGAGAUCACAUCAGUUUCAUCUCUGCCGUCUGUGAGUAAUGUAUCUGUAGACAGUUCAGGGGAAAUAACAGUAUUUUUUUCAGUGAUGUUCAAAUGUUGAGUCAGUGAAGAAAAUAUGUAUAUGUGUAAAACAUUUGCAGAAAUUUCAACUGGAGGAAAAAAAUGGUUGUUUCCUUCUUUUCAAUAUUGUUCUUACUGACUAUGAUAUCCUUGUGUCGCAGUCAAAUAUUUGAUGGUUAUGGCCUCUUCACUGAUGGCUUAUGUAUUUUUAAAAGCAAGUAAUGUUUUAUGAUACAUGGUUGUGUAUCAAAUUGUGAUUGUGUUGUACGUCAGUGGGUAGCCACACGACACAGACUAACAGCGUCAAACAAGAAGGAUAUUUUGUACUUGUGUACUCAUCUGUAUUUUGAACUGACCUGAAAAAAAAAAUUCCAAGGGUACCAACUUUGAUCACUCACAUGUUCUUUAUCCUUUGGAGCAUCACCACAUCGAGGGUAAAAUAAAUUGCCUCUGUCAAGUAGAGGCCAGUUUCUCAUCCUAAAUGAGAUAUACAUUAAAUGCAUUUAAAAUCUGUAAAACAAAAAUUCACAAGUAAAUCAGUAAUUUCCACCAGCUUUGUCAGGCUGCUGAGACAUUCCUUAGACUCAAAUGGCCUUCACACAAACAUAAACUAACCUAAAUAUUCUGACCUUUCACAGUGGAACUACAUGAAUAAAAAGAAAAAAACACCAUGAUUUUGAUUCAAUAAUACAUCAUCUUCUUAUCUCUGUACCGUCAGUGACAUUUGUGUUCUGUGCAGUUCUUUCAGUGGCAGAGAAUACGCAUAAAAAGAAAACAAAACCAAAAUUCAGAAGGAAAAACAAAAACUAAAAAAAAUCUGACUUCUGCUGACAGGGUGUUUUGUUAUUAAGCUUUUUUUUCUGUUUUUGGUUUGUAUGUUUUCAGUUUUUAUAUUAACUGUACAGUUUAACUUUGGGUGAAAGGUAAAACACACAAAAAAUGAGAGACUCUCGGGAUAUUUUCUGUAUUUGUUCUACCUGUUACUGCUGGUACUAUACUAUCUGGAAUUCUGGCUCUGUCUAAUUCACUGGAACUAUGUAGUUCUUCACAAUGUAGUAUGCUGAAAUGGCAUUUAUUUGGUUUUCUCAAUAAUGGCAACAACGUUUGUCUUAUUUCAAUGGAUUCCACUUUUUGUUCUUGAUAUAUUCUAGUGUAAUAGAAAUAACUUGAUAAAAAAGGUCUGAAAAUAUGUUGAUGCAAAAGCAAAACUGAAAUAAACAUUGAUUGAUGUA